AUCUGCGUCCACUAGUCACAUGAUCCUAAUACGUCAUUUUCCGGCGUCUGCCGCAAUCAUAUCGGUCCAUGUGAAAAGCUUCCACCAAAGUUGUCCUUCCUCCUCGACCAUGGCCAGUCGCCUCCUGAGCAGAUAUGCCCAUCUGCUAUGCAGGGCCUCCUCUCAGGCUCCGGGUAGCGCUGUGGCGUCAGUGAGCCGUCUCCCGAUGACUGUGACUCCACCUGUAGAGGUGCAGAGGACUGAGGGCUGGCCCCAGAUCAGUAAGAGGUUCAUGCACGAGAAGAGUUCACUCGCCACGGAUGACGCCGUUUGGGAUCAGACCUCGUUCUCCAAAGUGAAUGAUUUGAUGAAGAAGGCCACUGUGCCAGAGGACGUUCUGCAGGCUUGGGUGGAGCACGGAGGAGAUGCUAAUAUGGCUGCAAUCAGCCUGGUAAAGUGGACUCAGUUGGUGCGAAAGACAAAGGGCGAUUUUAAGAUGGAUUCUAGAAUAAAUGAAAUGCUGGACACCAUAUCUGCACAGGUGUCCAAAGUGUGGAACUACAGUCUGGUGUCCACCUUGUCUUCUCUGUGGAUCAUUAAAAUUCCCCGGAACGAUUCACGAUUGCUCUCCAUUGAGCAAGAGGUUCUCUGGCGAGUGCGUAAGCUGACUUGCAAGCAGCUGGCCUUCCUGGUGACCUCAGCAGCUGACAGAAAGGACCAGCAGGUGGCACUGAUACUGAGCACUGCAUUGAAACACUUGGAACUGCGAACGACCGAAAUCAUCGACACCAAAACCGUCACCGAUCUGUUUGUGAAGCCGCAUCACUUGUCCCCGUCCCUUAAGCAAAAAGUAGAAGAUAAGGCCUUGGAACUGGCCGAGAGCUUUUCAGCAGAAGAGAUCCGUAGGAUCCUGUUAUCCUUGGGAAUUCAAAGCCGGAGAAACGUCCCACUUCUCAGAGCUCUUUCCUACCAUCUCAUACAGAAGCCCUCAUCCGAUUUCACCCCUCCUCUUAUAUUGGACUUGGCAUUUGCUUUCGGGAAGUUGAAUUUUCAUCACACUCAACUAUUUCAACGAAUGGUUUCGGAAUUGAUGCCCCAUGUUCCACAGCUGCGUCCCAGUGAAGUCACUCGCUUUGCCAAGUCCCUAACCUUCCUCAAAUGGCUGAACAUCCCCAUGUACGAGGCCCUAACCGAGCACUUUAUUACUAACCGUGCUCAGUACAGGAGCACUGAGUUCUGCAAUUUGCUCAUGGCCUUCGCCAGACUCUACUUCCUGCCCAGCAAUAAAGACCAGUUUUUCACUGAGCUCCACUCUCUGCUGGACAAGUCCAUCUCUGACCUACACCCCCUCCUGAGGACAGAUAUGGUCUGGUCUCUGUGUGUGUUGCAACAGGCUAACCCCUCUUACAUCACACCCAUUUUAGAACCACAAUAUGUUGCCAAGGUGUUGGAGAACGAUAAAAGUGGAGCAGAGAACUAUCGACUGAAGCUCCUACACAUUGCUACAACUCUCUCCUUAGAACACCCAGGCUCCUCUGAUUUAGAACCUCCAUCCUCCCUGCUGACAUCAUCAGUCCUGCCCACUGUCUCCCCCAUGCAGAGCAGCCUGAGGGAGUCUCUGCAGAGUUUGGUGGGAGAGAGAACAGAAGCUCUUCACACUGGGGUUCAAACCCCGUAUGGAUGGAAUAUUGAUGGCGAGCUGCUAAUAGAUUGUGACAAUAAACCAAUCAACUGGCCAAGCGGUGAUGACCAGUCACUUCCUGCUGGAGCACGGAGGAUUGCCUUCAUUGCCUGGGAAUUUCCCAACUUUGGUGUCAAGAGUAAAGACCUUCUGGGGCGCUUCGUCAUGAUGAGGCGACAUUUGCAGCUAUCAGGCUACACCCUUGUAGAGAUUCCGUAUUACGAAUUUCUGGAACUGAAGACAGCUUGGCAAAAAUUGGCAUACCUGAAGGAUAAAAUGGGAAAGGCUGUGGCCGAGGACAUGGCCAAGUAAAUAGAAAAGUCCAGAUGAAAAUCUGCAGAUUAGGCACUAUCAACACACAAACACACACACUUACACUUGGAUCCCAAACACCACUGCAGGAAAAAAGUCCCUCAAAAGUAAAAAUAAAAAAAAGAAGAAAGAAAGCAAUAUAUAAGUGGUUCCCUUGGAAACCUGAGGGGGUUUCCCUGUUUCCAUGGUGACCAGAAGCAGCAGUUUUGGAGCAGAAGAAGGACUAAAAUAAACCCAACUAUAAACUGUUUAGAACUCAUGCGACCAAGAACAGGCAAAUACUGAGCAGGAUAUGAUUUGAAUGGACGGGUGUUCUGUCAGCAACUCUGAUGUGAUGUACAUUUGUCAUCUUAUGGUAAAAUAAAUGUUUUUAUUGAA
Messenger RNA from Cynoglossus semilaevis (tongue sole), 2350 nucleotides. It is a transcript of the gene fastkd4, whose product is annotated as transforming growth factor beta regulator 4. Lineage: Eukaryota; Metazoa; Chordata; Actinopteri; Pleuronectiformes; Cynoglossidae. The transcript is spliced from 11 exons. Gene Ontology annotation, biological process: regulation of mitochondrial mRNA stability; mitochondrial RNA processing. The record is from RefSeq and is a predicted model, not a curated record. Gene Ontology annotation, cellular component: ribonucleoprotein granule; mitochondrial matrix. Gene Ontology annotation, molecular function: RNA binding. Bases 20 to 1972 code for a protein of 650 amino acids.